CACGGUGUUUUUGUCCAACAGGAAUCCUGGCGUUCUGGUUUCUUGUGCUCUGAAAACAAAUGCACCCGGUACCUUGUCCUUAUCCUCUCUAUUUCGGAUCGCUCCCCGAUGCAUCCGAUAUCCACACGUCCAGAGCGAGUUACGCGAAACGGCACGGAUAGGGGUCCGGUAAUGACAACCUUACCGAGAUGCGAUUCUCCGAAGUCGUACUUGGACAUUUUUGCGAAGUUAUAGCUGUGGGCUCAUGAGUGUCUCUCAGAAACUAGCUGAGUGCUUGCACGGCUCCCCCCUCCCCUCCCCACUUCAUUGCCCAUUAAGGUAUGUAGCAUUUCCCGUGCUCCACAGUAUUGCAGCCCUCUGUUUGUACCGCGUGUUAAUGGUAUUUUUCCUAAAGUGGAGGAAAAGCAGGUGAGCAAGAGGCCUCCUCAAUUGAUUCCCACAGGCGUCGUGCAGAAAUGAAAGAGCACCCAGCCCCCUUGCUUUUUCAUCGGCCUCUCACACGGGUGUUUGGGUGGGCGGCGAUCGAUGUCGCGAGACACGACGCGGGGUACCACUGCCCGGAACGCUGGGCUCUAUGUGGAGCGUUGUGGAAGCCUAGCAGCUCUGCUCAGUCGAUCAAACCAUGUUGGGAACGCAUUCUUUCCCUAUUUUCUGAAGAGGAGACGCAUCUUAGUGUCUGACGCGUCUGUGAGCAGAGUCGUUGCCUGCCCUCCCCGUCAGGGUACUCGACGGAAUGGCGCCGGAUCUGCUGGAUUUUCUCAAUGGAAAGGGACAUCGACGCUCCACAUCGGGUUUCCGUAGUAGAAAACAUCACGUCGACUUCUUUCCACUCUCAGGACCGAGCGCCGAUCCGACUCCGGCGCAGGUGGGAAGACACCGCCAUGGCGACAGGCGCGUCACGGCAAGACCCGUUUGUCUCGGACAAACGACGGAUUGCGGGUCCUUUUAGCUGGGCUUUUUCUGCGAACCUCGUGCCUUUCUUCUUGUUCGCAUUGCUGGCGGUUUACCUGCGCUCGGAAUUGCCUGCCGCAGCCAUGGGGAAGUCGAAUGUAUGCACCUACAAAUCGAUCCCAGUAAUUCUACGUAUCAAAAAGCCCGGGGAAGCCGUGACAUUCAAGUGCGGAGAACCCCAGCCGCAUGUUCUUCCUGCAAAAGUCGACGAUGAGUACAAGUUGUACUGCCAAGAUUCACUCUGCAAAGCCACAGCGCCUCUGUCCGAUGUCACCAUAACGACGACUGCAGGACAAGAGCGAUGGGAUACAGAGUACAAAGUGACAGCGGGCAGGACUCUCCCGGAACGGCCCUACACCAUGUACUUUGUUUGCACGUCGAUGGAAUCCGAUUUCGAAGAACGAGGAAACCUCGAAGUGUCGCGCUCAGACUCGUACACCAUCUACCAACCCAAAAUGUGCAAGGUGCAGGUUUCCGUCUGGGGAGCUACUCGACCCCAGUCGUUCGACAAAAAGUACGAAUGCGGAGACAACGUGUCACAAAUUACUCACACGAUCAAGGAGCGGGACUCGUCCGUCACAUUUCGAUGUGGACCCGGCAGAUUCCUUUCUCCCGGCAUCUUGGAUGUCUAUGUAGAGCCUCCGACGUACUCAAACCUCGUGUCGUUGGGUGCCAUGCUCCCCUUUGCGGAUUUGCACGAGCAUGCAUCUUCUACUAGGGACGAUAUUCCCGCGUACACACUAGCCGUCCGCGAUUUGCAAAAAACGAGGGAGAGGAAGCUGGGCUACCAUUGUGUGCCCGAUUCCUUGGACACUCAAAUAUGCAGUGUUGUUAUCAAUGUUAUCAACACCGACUACGAUCCUCUCACGGGUGUUGUUGGCAGCGAGGCUCCAAGCGGUGCCGCCUCGUCUCUGUCGCUUGUUCUCGUUCUCAUGGCGUUUCUUCCCUCGGGUUGCUCUUGAUGUGGAGAACUCGUGAGUGCAUUUUCCGCGAUGCUCCACACUACGCGAAAGCUGGUGAAAUAGAGCGUCUGCCUUGUUCCAUGCUUGAGUCGUGUAUAUCGCGAUUAAAAAGUCUCAGCGAGUCGUAGGGUGCUUGUGGCACUUAGCUGUCCCCGUAUGAAAAACGCGGGUAUGGCAAAAUGCCUUGUUUUGAAAGUACAACACUACCUAGAAACACGAGCAAGGGCCAACCCCUGUGCUGCCGGGUUCUAGGUUGUUUUAGCCUGUCUGUCUUGUGAAAUUGCCCCAGACAUCCUUGUCCAAAUAAAGAAUAGCUCGUGGUGACACAAGGCUGUGUGCUUUGAGUGGCCUCCGUGUAGCGCGUUUGCCGGGAACAAACAUAUAGCACUUCCAGUAAGACUUUUUCUCCUCUCGAGAUUGCGUGGGUGGCAUGCCAUGAUAGAGACCACACUGAGCAGCUUUGGAGGGUUCUUUUUCAGUGUCUGUUCAGCGCUAUGGAUGCUGACAGCCUGCCAUGCAGUGCAGUGGAACAGGAAACAGCGUCGAGAGUGCAUAUUACGGGACGGAAAUCAAAGGUUGGCUGGAUUGCUGCUACGAGCCAACUGUCAAGCAAGAAAGAAUCCACGUAGAACUCGGCGCCUUUCUGAAAAGGCUUGGUUGCCCUGAACAAACAGCCACUGGUGUCGCAGAAAUCCUGACAUCAUGUUAGCCUUGGCAGCUGGUCUCCGGCUGUGCUUGUUUGCAACUGUUUCGAAGAAUGAGGGAAAAACAUUGAAGUGAAAGAGAUCGCGUCCCGAAGAAAAACGUUUUCAAGGAUCGUCCCGCCAGUACCAAUCACCAGCACUGUUGCUGUGCGUCAGGCGGUGUCGUUUAUCGCCGCCACAGAAACGUCUCUAAUCAAAGAUAGGCAGAGCUUCAUCAAACCGACAAGGAGUUUUAUACGCAUUGGUGAAUAACAUUCCCCGCAGUCGGAAGUGGAUUCACGAACUUAGGAAGACGCCAGUCUGCCGCUCCAGCGGACAAUCCCCUUCUCUAAGAAGUGUGGAGAACAGCAAGACAUAAUCCGACUGUCUAGAAUGUGUUGAGGAAGCGCACUACCAGUGGAAGGAGAAACCGUCCCAGACACCCAUACCUUUGAAUGCGUCUAGACGUACAAAAGUGCGCAGCUAGGCGUUCCUCGCUAGGCG
This is a messenger RNA of Toxoplasma gondii ME49, 3100 nucleotides long. RefSeq names its product SAG-related sequence SRS56 (gene SRS56). Lineage: Eukaryota; Apicomplexa; Conoidasida; Eucoccidiorida; Sarcocystidae. Bases 762 to 1913 code for a protein of 383 amino acids. The record is from RefSeq and is a predicted model, not a curated record. The transcript has 2 exons. Gene Ontology annotation, cellular component: membrane.